Rhododendron vialii is the source of this 4574-nucleotide messenger RNA. RefSeq names its product protein DETOXIFICATION 24-like. The coding region runs from base 2797 to 4254 and encodes 485 amino acids. Gene Ontology annotation, cellular component: membrane. NCBI's taxonomy places the organism in Eukaryota, Viridiplantae, Streptophyta, Magnoliopsida, Ericales, Ericaceae. The record is from RefSeq and is a predicted model, not a curated record. The transcript is spliced from 9 exons. Gene Ontology annotation, molecular function: xenobiotic transmembrane transporter activity; antiporter activity. Gene Ontology annotation, biological process: xenobiotic detoxification by transmembrane export across the plasma membrane.
UCCUCCAUUUUGAUAGAAAGAUCAAUUUUCACAUGCUUCAUAACUAAACAUGUUCUUUCUAUAAAAAAAAAUGGGUUGGACUAAUAAUUUUGGACCGAAAUUUACAUAUAGUAAUAAUUUAUUUUUUGGGGUUUUUUGAAGGUCCACCUGGGCUACAGCCCAAGGCAGCCCUUCACUGGUUCCGCCUUUGGAUCAAUCCCAACUCACGAUUUGAGGCUAUGAGCUUUGGCCUGGCUUUAAACAGAACCUUGCAUGUGGACAGUGUGAUUGGUCCACGAGACUAGUCUAGGUGCGCCGCGUGCAUAAGUUGGUUCAUACAUGAGUUGAAAAUUAUAAAACAAUCUCUCGCUUGUGUUUAGUGUUUAAUAACUUCCUGCAUACAUCCAUAGGUUUUUUUUUUAGAAUUCAUGCCAAGUUUUUAUUUUUUGGGAGUGUUUUUGUGCUCCAACUAACAGUUGCGAGUUGACAACAAUGUUGGUAGCUUGGGGAGGACUGUUUGUUUGUUUUUUUAUUCUGUUUUCUUCCAUUUUGUCUCUUCCUGGCGGUACUGGAUAUUCUAGCUAGCAAGAAUCCAAUUUUGUAUCUCCCACUUGUCCAGCCAAAUCUAAAGGAGAUUGGACAACUUUUGUUGACCGGACAAAAUUUACACAUAACCAUACUUUCAUCUCACCGAAGGAAUUGGUGUUCGUUUGUAAUUCCUUGUAUAAUGUAACUUAGAAAAAUGCCUAGUACUUUUGGAGUGUGUGUGUAUAGACACACACACAAAUAUAUGUACAGAUAGAGGAAUUUUGCAGUGUCGGGUAGGUAUAUCUCAUGUGAUAUCCCGUACCCGCUCCGCACAUUCGGGCCAUCCAAUAUACUUUUGGAGGUUCGGAUUGAAACCCUUUCUCUCCUCUUAUUCUAACACUUUCCCUCCUUUUUUUUCGGUAGAAGAACGCUUCACAAAUAAUAUAAUUAAGAGUUUACAAUUCUAGAGGGUAUGAAACCCCAACCAAAUCCGCAGGAAACAAACUAGAAAUACAACUAGGCAUAUAAGGGUAGAUGAGAAAAUCUCCCACCAAGACCAAGACGUCAUUUGCUAAUGAAUCGGCACACCAUUAGCUUCACGGUAGACGUGCUUGAUAGAGAUCACUUCAAGAUCUUGCAUCAGGGACUUGCUAUCAAAUAAGAUAGAAUUAGGCUUGUCUGCAGUCCACACUGCAGAGAUGUGGUUGGAAGGUGUUGAACCGUCGGAUGGUGUUUUUAACGGUCGAAAUUUUAAAAAAAAACUUUUUCGGGAAAAAGUUAAAACCGUUCAUCUUUACAUCCAAUGGUCCAUUUGAUGAAAAGAUAAACGGUUGAGAUUGGACUACAUGGAUUGUCUGCAGUCCAACCGCAAAGAAUCCGCUUCCAUAAGAUAUUGCCAAAUAAGAUAUUCCCUCUCUCCCCUCUUACAGAUGCCAUUUUUCACAAAACUAUCUUCUUUUCUUUUAAGAAUGAAUUAUUUGACCUUUCUGCAAUGUUACUUCCUUUUAGUUUAUAUUAACUUUAAAUGGGUCGUGUUACCAAAAAAUACCCUCGAGAGAAGGAACAGAGGAGGAGUUAACAAAUGCGUUUCUAAACACUGGUCAAGAAAAUUAACUCUUUAAUUUAGUAUUAAGUACGCUUCUAAAAGUAAAAAAUAUGUUCAAAAUAAAAGUCAAAGAAUCUGUUAAUUGGAGACUGGGAGUACAUUAAAUUUACUGUCUUUUCAGCUUGUUUUAAAUAAAAGAGUAUAUAGCCCCCGAGUAAAUCCGGUUGGUUGGUUGGCGGAUUUGCUCCCUAUGACCGAAUUUGAUUGUGAGGGGAAAUUUUUCAGUGCCGGAUACAUAUCACGUGAUAAAAUAAAAUAAAAAUUUUCCCUCUCUUUCCAACCUAGGCGCCGUACCUCACAGCUCACACCAUGAAAUCCCCUCCUAAAAAUCACAACUUCGUGGGAAGCAAGGGAUUUUGGUCGUACAAUUACACAUACUGUUGACAAUAUAUCCGAAUGUAUACGAAUAAUCCUUCAUAUGGGUGCCCAAUUGAGAUAGAAAACAUACACUUAAAGAACCACAGCUGCAAUAACUCUAGGGUUGGCCUACUGGUAUUGGCUAGGGAUUUCGAGGUUUGCUUCCUUGGUGGUCUUGGCUUGGGAUAUUAGGGUUUGCUCCCUCCUAAGGUUUUGGGUUCAAGUGUGUGAAAAAUAGUGCUGCUAAUUGAACCAAGUUCGGAUAAAAAAUAAAAAAUAAAAAAUUGAACCAAGUUACUCUACUUCGAGCUCAUGUUCGUUUGUUAAGAGCUUGUUCAAGAUCGUUUUGUUUCAUAAAGAAAUCAAGCUUGGACAUUUUUUUGAAGCUCGUUCAGGCUUCAAAUCAAGCUUGAACAAAUAACUACUCAGCUCGUUCGCCUUAUGAAAGAAUAAAAAAUUCGAGCUACUCGAGAUUAGCUUGGGUUUGGUUUGAUUAAAGCUCGCUUGAGCUCGGCUCGUCUCGUCUCACAAGUAAGCUAAGCUCGAACAUAUUUUUGGAGCUCGCUAAGUUUUCAAGCCAAGCUUGAUCAACCACUUGCUUGGCUCGUUUGGCUUGUUUAUCACCUUUAGUGAAAAGGCUAUGGGAGGGGCCGUAGGAAUUAAUCAGAGGUGCACGCAAGCUGGCCUAGGACACCCUGUAUUACCAACAAAAAUGAAAAAAAAAAAAAACCUCAGCUGCUAUUUAUCUGCCAAAAGGAUGCUGAUGACAGAUCGUCUCCAUUUUGUCUUAAAUCCUGCUGAUAAUAACCAAGUGAAACUAAGGGAAUAUGGAUAAUCGCGUAGAAGAGAGGCUACUUGGAUCAGAAGAGGAAGGUCGUAGUGAUCUAAAAUGGAGGAUUUGGGUUGAAUCCAAAAAGAUAUGGAGGGUUGCAGCUCCUGGGAUUUUAGCCAGAGUAACGUCAUUUGGCCUCCUGGUGGUGACACAAUCUUUCAUCGGACAUAUAAGUGAAUUGGAUCUUGCAGCCUACGCACUUGUACAAACACUGACUGAGCGGUUUGUAAUGGGGAUACUAUUGGGAAUGUCGAGUGCAACUGAAACUCUUUGUGGGCAAGCAUUUGGAGCAGGGCAACACCACAUGAUGGGUAUAUACUUGCAACGAUCCUGGAUUGUUGAUUUUGUCACUGCGACUAUCUUGCUCCCUUUGUUCAUCUUCGCAACACAAAUCUUUGAGCUACUUGGUGAAGAAACAGUGAUCUCAAAAGUAGCCGGAACAAUCUCCAUCUGGUUCAUUCCCUACAUCUACAACUUAGUCUGCUCCUUGACCAUCCAAAUGUAUCUGCAAGCACAGCUGAAGAACAUGGUCAUAGGGUGGCUUUCAGCUGGGUCAUUCAUUUUACAUUUGGUCCUGUCCUGGUUAUUCGUGACGAAACUGAGCCUUGGAUUACCUGGCGCAAUGGGUGCAUUGAACAUAUCUUAUUGGCUAGCGGUGUUCGGAGAGUUUGCGUACAUUUUCGGAGGUUGGUGCCCUCUCUCAUGGAAAGGAUUCUCCAAAGCUGCCUUCUCUGAUCUAUGGCCUCUUAUAAAGCUCUCAGUAGCCUCCGGCGUAAUGCUUUGCCUAGAGUUGUGGUACAAUUCCAUUUUAGUUCUGAUCGCCGGAUACAUGUCAAAUGCAGAGGUUGCCAUUUCUGCCUUCUCGAUCUGCCUUAAUGUCAGUGCUUGGCAGUUCAUGGUGUGCCUCGGUUUCCUUGGUGCUUCAUGUGUGCGUGUUGCAAAUGAAUUGGGAAGAGGUGAUGCGAAAGCUGUGAAGUUUUCGAUUAUAGUUGUUCUGGCUACUUCAGUCCUGCUUGGGUUGGUGUUCUGCAUCCUUUGUUUAAUAUUUGGCAGCAGCAUCGGCUACAUUUUCUCAAGCAAUGAGGAAGUUAUCGAAACUGUUGCAGACCUCUCCGUGUUACUUGCCGUCACAAUGCUAUUCAAUAGCAUUCAGCCGGUGCUCACGGGGGUGGCCAUUGGUGCCGGUUUGCAGGGUACAGUGGCUGUUAUAAACCUCUGUUGCUAUUAUGUAAUUGGGAUUCCAAUAGGAGUUCUUCUUGCUUAUGUUGCUGAUCUUGAAGUUAAGGGAAUAUGGAUCGGAAUGCUUUCUGGGAUCGCAAUGCAAAUCCUUGCACUAGCCUUCAUGGUAUGGAGAACUGACUGGGAGUUGCAGGUGAGUAAGGCAUCCGAACGGCUCGGUCGAUGGUUUUUGAAACCCGAGGAACCAGAUGAAAACCUCAAUAGUCAUGCUUGAUACUUGGGAGAACUGGAGAUUUCUCAAUGAAAUAUCUAUAUCAGUAGACGGCAUUUUCAUGUUUCGUUAAUUUCUCCGAAUUUUGAUUGUCCUACUCCUAGAGGUUCCAAAACUACCGUAGAAAUUCGUCGGUUUUCGUUAGUUCGGCAAUAUGGGUAAUCCAGACAUCGGAGAUUUGAGUUAAGCUAACUAUGUUUUGCUAAUAACUGUGAAAUUGGGGCUCAUAAUUUUGCUACAGUUUGCAAGUACAUACUGCCUGUGCUGCUUUUUGCUCAAGUUAAAGGUUUAGCAAUGCUGUUUUAUUUAAUUUUGAUUUUCUA